Messenger RNA from Aspergillus campestris IBT 28561, 2634 nucleotides. Its product is annotated as LIM domain protein. NCBI's taxonomy places the organism in Eukaryota, Fungi, Ascomycota, Eurotiomycetes, Eurotiales, Aspergillaceae. The record is from RefSeq and is a predicted model, not a curated record. The coding region runs from base 95 to 2473 and encodes 792 amino acids. The transcript is spliced from 3 exons.
CAUGUUUCCUGGGCGAUCAAUCGCUCGAGAAUCCACCUCUUUGUCUCCGACAUACCUUAUUUAAUCUCGCCCGUCUCGAGCAUCCACCGUCAGAAUGCAUAGACCGUACCUCCAUUAUUCCCCGUCCAAGACCAAGCAAGGUCAACCGAAGGCUUCCCCCACCGGCCCUUCCUACAUGAAUGACAAUCAGAUCGCAACCUACCUGAAAGACCUGCGGACAAAUCGUCCAUCUCGUCCGGGCGGAUCUCGACCCUUACAUUCAAAUACCCCCUCCGACCCACGGGAUAGUCUUCCCCCGCGUGCGGCGUCGGCCAUGUCCACCUACGGCCACCGGAGACCGCCGUCAAUCACCCCGGUGGCUGAGCGGGAUCGCUCCCGAGCCACCAGCGCCCUGUCGAACCACCGUCCCUUAUCGCCCGGCGACUCCAUCGGGAGUUCGGCGGGACGGCCGCUGGUACAGGAACCACGAACGGUUCCCAUCCGGAAGACCGUCUCCCCGUCCCCCGUCGUCCCCCACCAGAGCCCCCCUUCGCCGAACACGGGUUAUCGGGAGAGUAAUCAGCGCCGGCUGGAGAAGGAAGAAGCCCGAUCGCUGCGGGAUGCCCUGCAGGGGGUGGAUCUCAACAGUGAUGACGUCCGAAUCCACGAUGCCGCCCAGGACGAGGCCACGGAGCUGGUGUGGAUGCACCAAAACCCCGGCGUGGCCUACAAGAAUCCAAAUGCACCGUACCGGAAUCCCGACCUGCAGAGUCCGGGCCACGACGAGGCUGAGAAGAGUCGAGUGGCGCACACCCAAAGUCUGAGGUCCCCGUUUGCGCGCCGCAACAGCCGCCGUCCCGUCUCGGAGAUCUUCUCCCGCAGCACUGGCACUAGCGGUGAGCACCAGACCGCCUCGGACGAUGUCCACGGCGCCAAGAGAAACUCGACCUUCCGGAGAAGCUUGAGGGUCAACUUUGCGCUGCCUGGAGAAGAAGACCCGUCCACCAUGUCCGAUCGCCGUCAAGGUCUGGGGCUCUCAGGCGUCAGCCACGAUUCGCCCAAAGGCGUCUUUCGGAACCCCACAGACCAGAUCUACGAGGAGCCAGCCCUGUCUCGUCAGCGAGACGAGGACGAGCGUCCCGACUUCUCCAAGUCUGACUCGUCGGCGCUCCGAAACAAACCGCGCAAUGCUCUGCCGCGCGGGGCUCGGCCAUUCCCCGGCCGUCUCGGCAGCCUCCCGUUCGCGGACAAGCUGUCCCGCUUCGAGAUCCAUAAGAAUCCCCCAAGCCAGUCGCGGAAUGCAGGGUACAAGACGAAUGACCAGCCGGCGCAGAAGUCUCCAGCGGAAGAGGAGCGAACGCAGCCCGUCCCCACCGAAGAUGAGCGGGAAAUCCGCAGUGAUGACAUCCGGGCGGCGACGAGCAAGAAGCUGAAAGACCGCAGCGCCAAGCUGCCGAUGCCCACCGCGGUGAGCGAUCGGACGGGCCGUCCCAUCGUCAGCUUCGACCGAUCGUGGAAACCCACUGAGGCGGAGACUCCCCGCAAACGAGACAGCGGAGAGAGACGAGACGCGGCCUCUCCGACCCCGCCACCGGCGCCCUCCGCCCCGGCCAUUCAGGUUUCCGAAGCGCCCUCCAUCCCCGUCAUCAACCUGCCGGAUGACAAGGAGCCCACGAUCUCGGAGAUCGACAGCUCUCAGAACAAACGGAAUAACGCACCGAACAGGCCCGCCGCUAGAGGUGUCCCGAACAAAGACGCUCCCCCGAGGAAAGCAAUCCCCACAUCGCAAGGUCGCUGGCUAUCCACGUACAGCCGAUCGGGCGUUCCCACCGCCUCGUGCGAGAGCUGUACGCUACCGAUCGCCGGAAAGAUUGUCACUGCCGCAGGCUCUCGCUUCCAUCCCGAGUGUUUCUCGUGCGAUCACUGCCAAACCCCUCUCGAAUGCGUCGCUUUCUACCAGGAGCCCGAGGCGAAGCGACAAGAGCGGCUUGCCGCAGAACCAGCCGACAGUGAACAUCACCAAUUGCGAUUCUACUGCCACCUGGACUUCCACGAACUGUUCAGCCCCCGGUGCAAGAGCUGCAAGACCCCCAUCGAAGGCGAAGUGGUCGUGGCAUGCGGAGCCGAAUGGCAUGUAGGCCACUUCUUCUGCGCAGAAUGUGGUGACCCAUUCGACCAAGACACCCCCUUCGUAGAGAAAGACGGCUUUGCCUGGUGCCUGCAGUGCCAUUCCCGACGGACCGCCCCUCGCUGCCUAGCAUGCAAGAAGCCCGUGCUCGAGGACGUCGUGAUCUCCGCCGUUGGCGGCCAAUGGCACGACAGCUGCUUCAACUGCCACGAAUGCGGGGACGGCUUCGGGCCCGAGGGACGGUAUUUUGUGCGCGAAGGCGAACCCCGACGAACAGCCAAGGGGCGCAUCAUCGGGGGGCCUGUCCAGCUGGCGAUCUGCGAGAGAUGCGAAGGUAUCCGAUUGAAGGCGUCGCCUCGUAGUUGAACAGAUAGAUGUACAUGUCUGUAUGGGGAUUGGUAUCUCUAUGAUCUUCUUCUCUUUGGCAUAUUUGUUGGUAUGAGUUACGGCCGGUGACCGGCCAUUCUUGCAUAGCUCGAGCGGGAGUUUCGUCUGUUAGCAAGUGAUAUUGCAUUGUUUUAUUUCGG